AUGGACUCACUUGCCGCCGCCUGCCUCUGCUCCCGCCGUCGCCGCGCUCACCGACUCCUCCUGGCCGCUGCGGCGGCCACCGCCGGGUACGGCCUGUACCGCCUCUACCGCCACCACCGCCGCCGCAUCGUCGCCGCCCUCUCCCUUGCCGACGCCGUGUCCCAGGUCGCGCCAAUUACAUCAACAGCAGCAGCAGCAGCAGCAAAACCCCAAACCCCACUCCAAGAUCGGAUCUUGGAUCGCCUCCUCUCCCCCGAGGGCGCCGGAUUCGCCUCCGCUGUCGUCGGAAGCUUCGCGAGGAACCUCGUCUUGUCCUCCUGCGACGCCCGCACGUCCGAGGCCGGCGACCGCGUGGAGCCCCGGUGGCUGGCUGCGCUCUGCAGCGCCACGGGCAAGGAGGCUGCCGCAGACCUCGUCCGAGUCUUCGUCAGCACCGCCGUAGCUGCCUACCUCGACCGCACCACCGCAGUGCGCACCAACAACCAGCUGCUCGCUGGCCUCUCUGAUCCAAGGCACGAGGCCAAGGUCAAGGACCUGGCUGUCUCUGUCUGCAACGGUGCUGUCGAAACCUUCCUCAGGACGUCGCGGCAGCUCGCCAAGGAGGCCUCCGAUGCUCGCAUUGAGGCAGCAGCAAUGGAGCGUGUGGUGGACGAUUCAGACUCCAACGGCGUGAUCCAGAAGGUUUCAAGCACGCUGGCCGCUCCGAGCAACAGGAGAUUUGUACUGGACGUCACAGGCAGGGUCACCGCAGAGACUGUCCGGUCAUUCCUUGACUUCCUAGCACAGAGGAUGUCUGAAGGGGCCAGGAAGAGCAUUGUCAUCGCCCGUGAUGAAGUCGCUGAGAGGGGGCUCGUUGCUGUCAAGUACCUUGGCGCCAAGUCCAUGGCCAUCUUCACCAUCUCCCUGGCAUUGUGCAUGCACAUUUUGAUGGGAACAAGAUUCCUAUUGCCAGCCUAG
This is a messenger RNA of Miscanthus lutarioriparius, 957 nucleotides long. The record is from the annotation of a GenBank genome assembly. Lineage: Eukaryota; Viridiplantae; Streptophyta; Magnoliopsida; Poales; Poaceae.